This is a messenger RNA of Zonotrichia albicollis (white-throated sparrow), 4152 nucleotides long. The record is from RefSeq and is a predicted model, not a curated record. NCBI's taxonomy places the organism in Eukaryota, Metazoa, Chordata, Aves, Passeriformes, Passerellidae.
AUGUGGACUCCCUUCCUCCUGAGCUGCCUGCUCUACACCCUGGGGAUAGUGGCACAACCGAGGUACCUGAUCAUCAUUCCAGCUGCCCUGCCCUAUCCCUCAUUCCAGAGGGCAUGCUUGGACCUUCGUGGGGUUGAAAAGCCCAUUCGUGUGGCCUUAACCCUUGUGCACCCAUCUGGCAACCUCAGCCUCUACCGCAAGGUCAUCCGGAACAACGGGAUUUUCGAGUGCACCAGAUUCCAGGUGCCCCGACCUGCAGGCAGCCAGGAGGUGGCCACUGUACACCUGCACAUCUCCAAUGGCCACUACUUCAGUGCAAGUGAAGAGAAAAAGGUCCUGAUCCGCAGGGCUGGACCAGGCACCUUCAUUCAGAUGGAUAAGCCCAUCUACAAUCCAGGACAGACAGUGAAAUUCAGGAUUGUGACAUUGACUGAAGAUUUUGUUCCUGUUAACAGCAAGUACUCCAUGGUGGAAAUCAAGGACCCGAACCAAAACCGCGUUGGCCAGUGGCUGGAUGUGAGACCAAAACAGGGCAUUGCAGAUCUCUCUUUCCAGUUAGCUGAUGAACUCUCCCUGGGGACUUACACCAUCAGUGUCCAGUCCUUUAAGUCCAGCUCAGUGCAGUCCAGCACCUUUCAGGUGGAGGAACGUGUGUUGCAAAAGUUCGAUGUUUUCUUUGAGGGACCAGCUCAGAUUUAUGCUUCAGAUAAAACCAUCCCACUGCAAGUGUGUGGCAGCUGCAGUAAGACCUUCAUCACCAAAGGCACCUGUGUGGAGUGCUGUGCUGGACAGAGCAGGCAGUGCCUCUGCCCAGAAGCUCCUGUGGACUUCUCCCUGCAGACAGCAAGCAAUGGGUGUUUCACCCCUUCUGUCAGCACAUCCAUCUUCAAUCUGACUCCCAGCAAGGAAGACAACAAACUUUAUGCAGAAGCCUCUCUCCUGGAGAUGGGCACAGGGGUGCAGAUCAACACCUCCAGGCAAAUCCUCAUCUCCAGAACAGCUGCAAGGGCAGUAUUUGAGACACCCAAUGAAUAUUACAUCCCUGGAGUACCAUACAGGGGGAAGAUUAAGGUUCAGGAUCACUAUGGAACUGGUAUGAAGAACAGGAAAGUUUAUCUUGUGAUAAGGUUGAUGAGGCGUCGAUUUAUCAAAACGUACAUCACAGAUGACAGUGGAAUAGCAUCGUUCAACCUCGACACUACUGCCUGGAACAGCUCAUCAGUCUCUCUGGAGGGGAGGUUCACACUGGAGGAGCUCAUGCGCACUCCUCGAAGGCCUGACUUCCCUUACACGAACGCUUACCAUCACCUGCAGCCCUUUCAUGUCACAACCAAGAGCUUCCUGGACAUACACCCACCCACGGAAACACUGCUCUGUGGGCUGAAGCACAAUGUCCAGGUGACCUUCACACUCAGCAGGGAUGACCUGGGAGAAGACACCAGCCGUAUAAGUUUUGCAUAUUAUGUCACUGGCAAGUCUGGAAUUGUUGUCAGGGGCCAGAGGAAUAUCCAGAUGGGGAAAUUGAACAUGUUGAAGGGCUCGUUCUCCAUCCCUUUGACCUUCACUGCCGACUUGUCCCCGGCACCUUCCUUAGUGGUGUACGCCAUCUUCCCCAACGGAGGGGUCACAGCUGACAGCAUCCGCUUGGAUGUUGCCUUGUGCUUCCAAAACCAGGUCAAGGUAGGAUUCCCAGGUAAAGAAGCCCAGGCAGGGUCAGCAGUGCAGCUCCAGCUGCAGGCAGCACCUGGCUCCCUGUGUGCAGUCCAGGUAGUGGAUGAAAACAUGUUCUCCACCAGACCAGACCAUGAGCUGACCAGCCAAAUGAACAUGGGACUGAAAGUCUUCUCAAACCUUGUAAUCAAGAAGCCCUCUCAAUGCUCCCGUCGGAUGGAUAGGAAGCCAAUCAUAGGGGUGCCUUCUACAGAAGACCAAAGAAUCAAUGAGGAACAACCCCAAUUUACAACUCACAGAAGAUCUCACCACUAUUUCCCUGAAACUUGGAUCUGGAAUCUGUACUCUGUUGGCUCCAAUGGCAGCAGCAAUGUCUCAGUCACAGCACCUGCUGCUGCUGUACAGUGGAAAGUCAAGAUGUUCUGCUUGGCUGGGAGGGGGUUUGGCCUUGCCCCAACCAUGAGCCUCAGAACAGUUCAGCCCUUCUUUGUGGACGUGACACUGCCAUAUUCCAUCAUCCGUGGAGAGACCUUCCUGAUGAAAGCCACUGUCUUCAGCUACCUGCAGCAGUGCAUGCAGAUCCAGGUGGCCCUGGCUAAAUCCUCAGACUUCCAGGUGGAGCCAUGUCUGACUUGCAGGGACAAGGAGUGUCUGUGUGCAGAGGAGUCCAAGACCUUCAUGUGGAAUGUGACAGCAGUCCAACUGGGGACUCUGAACAUCUCAGUGAGGACAGAGGUGCUGGACCCCACAUCACGGUGUGGGGGCAGGAAGCCCUUGCCAGCUGCUGUGAGGGGGAGGCACACACUGACCAAACACUUGCUGGUCCAGCCAGAGGGUGUGUUAGUGGAGAAGUCCUACAGCUCCCUUCUGUGCCCAAGAGGAGGAAACGUGGCUGAAGAACCCGUGUCCCUUCGCCUCCCUGACAAUGUAGUCAAGGCUUCUGCCAGGGCUUCCAUUUCCAUCACAGGUGACUUCAUGGGGUUGGCACUGCAGAACCUGGACCACCUGGUGCAGCUGCCCCACGGCUGUGGGGAGCAGAACAUGGUGCUGUUUGCCCCCGUUGUCUAUGUGCUGCAGUACCUGGAGAAGACGAGGCAGCUGAGCCCUGAGAUCAAGGCCAGGGCAGCAGGAUUCCUGCGCAAUGGGUAUCAGAGACAACUUCUGUACAAGCACAGGGAUGGCUCCUACAGCUUCUUUGGGCAGAAGGAUGGAGAAGGAAACACUUGGUUGACAGCUUUUGUACUCAAGAAUUUUGGCCAAGCCAGAAAAUACAUCUACGUAGAUGACAAGAGCAUCCAGGAUGCCCUGCGCUGGCUAGAGCAAAACCAGCUCCCCAGUGGCUGCUUUGCCACCAAAGGGAACUUUUUCCACUCCUCCCUAAAGGGCAGCAUGGAUGAUGAAGUCUCUUUGGGGGCCUAUGUCGCUGCAGCACUGCUGGAGAUGGGUCUGCCCCUGCAGGCCAAGCUGAUGCAGACUACUCUCCGCUGCCUGCAGAAGGUGGUUCACAACAUCACCAACAUCUACACAGAAGCCUUGGUGGCCUAUGCUUUUGCCCUGGCUGGGGACUAUGAGACAACCCAAGAGCUGCUGUACAAACUGGAGGAACAGGCCAUCAAAUCAGGAGGACAAAUCCACUGGAGCCCCAAGCCAAGCUCUCCAGCCUCCACAGACUUCUGGCCUGGCACGCAGUCAGUGGACAUAGAGCUCACAGCCUAUGUGCUCCUGGCGUACCUGUCCAAGGCCCGGGUGCACGCCGGUGACAUGACAACUGCAGCUGCCAUUGUGGCCUGGCUGACACGGCAGCAAAAUGCCCACGGUGGCUUUGCCUCCACCCAGGACACGGCUGUUGCCUUGCAAGCCUUAGCGAAGUACGCAGCGAGGGCGUUCAGCACCUCGGGGCAGGCCGUGCUGAGGGUGCGCUCCCAGAGGGCCUUUGGGAAGGCGUUCCCGGUGAGCCGGCAGAGGCGGCUGCUGGUGCAGCAGGCGGCCCUGGUGGAGAUCCCGGGGCAGCUCCUGCUGCAGGCCCACGGCAGCGGCUGCGUCUUGGCUCAGACAGUGCUGAGGUACCACGAGCUUUCCCCACGGACUCCCGUGACCUUCACGCUGCGUGUCAGCACGGAGCUGAACAACUGCAGCCAGGCGAACUCGCGCCUCCUCACCGUCCGCAUCCUCACCAGCUACAUUGGGAGCAGAGUCACAUCCAACAUGGUGAUCAUAGAGGUCUCCCUGCUAUCUGGAUUCAUCGUGACUUCCAGAUCCAGAAUGUUGCUGGAGAACAGAACCAUUGUUAAGAAAAUAGAAGUGAAAGCUAAUGUGGUCUACAUUUAUCUGGAGAAGCUCAAUGAUGAAUCUCAGACUUUCACUCUGCAACUGGAACAAGUAAUUCAGGUGAAGAACCUGAAACCAGCCAGCAUCAAAAUCUAUGAUUACUACCAGCCAGAGGAGCGAGCCUUGGCUGAAUACAGGGCUGUCUGUAGUUGA